UGUGCGCAUGCGCUGUCACUUGUCGCGUGUGCGCACGCGCUAGCGCUUUCCGAGUGUGCGCAUGGGCGGUCGCCUGACGAGAGCGCGCGCGCGCGCGCGCGGGCGCAGGCGGCGGCGCAGGUGCCCGCGGGCGGCGGCGGCAGCGGCGCGUGCGGCAACGGCGCCGGCAGCAACGGCGGGCUGGCCGGGCGCGCGCUGGCCGACGAGGACUGGUUCCACGGGGUGCUGCCCCGCGAGGAGGUGGUGCGCCUGCUGACGCGCGAGGGCGACUUUCUGGUGCGCCAGACGACGCGCAACGACGAGUGCCAGACCGUGCUCAGCGUCUGCUGGGGCGGCCACAAGCACUUCAUUGUGCAGACCACCGCCGAGGGCCACUUCCGCUUCGAGGGCCCGGCCUUCCCCACCAUCCCCGAGCUGAUCGCGCACCAGCUGCAGAGCGCGCUGCCCGUGACGGGCCGGUCGGGCGCCGUGCUGCGCAGGCCCAUCCUGCGCGAGCGCUGGGAGCUCAACAACGACGACGUGCUGCUGCUCGACAAGAUCGGCCGGGCGCGCCUCAAGUCGUCGGGGCAGGAGGUGGCGGUGAAGACGUGCCGCGUCACGCUGCCCGAGGAGCACCGGCGCAAGUUCCUGCAGGAGGGCCGCAUCCUUAAGCAGUACGACCACCCUAACGUGGUGCGGCUGAUCGGCAUCUGCGUGCAGAAGCAGCCCAUCAUGAUCGUGAUGGAGCUGGUGGCCGGCGGCUCGCUGCUCACCUUCCUGCGCAACCGCGCCGCGACGCUCACCCAGCGCCAGCUGCUGGGCAUGUGCCGCGACGCGGCCGCCGGCAUGCGCUACCUCGAGAGCCGCAACUGCAUCCACCGCGACCUGGCGGCGCGCAACUGCCUCGUCGGAUAUGAAAAUAUAGUCAAAAUCUCUGACUUUGGCAUGUCACGAGAAGAAGAAGAAUACAUUGUGUCUGAUGGCAUGAAGCAGAUUCCCAUUAAAUGGACAGCACCAGAAGCUCUCAAUUUUGGGAAAUACACCUCACUAUGUGAUGUGUGGAGCUAUGGAGUGCUAGCAUGGGAAAUCUUUGCAAGAGGUGGCACUCCAUACAGCGGAAUGAGCAAUUCAAAAGCACGAGAGAAAAUCGAUGCUGGCUACCGAAUGCCGGCCCCAGAAGGUUGUCCAGAUGAAAUGUAUCGACUGAUGCUCAGAUGUUGGGAAUAUGAACCAGAAAACAGACCACAUUUUGAGCAGAUAUAUCUCGUUGUUGACACACUAUUUGGAGCACAAAGGUAGCAGACGUACCUGGAUCAUGGGUGUCAUCUUGCCCUGAGGACAAUAGAACGAGAAUCAGCUUGUGCAAAUAAGUUGUAAGAUUUUGAAUCAAGGACAUGAGAUAGCUCCUUGUACAUGCAGCAGAGUUGGGAAGGGAAGAGAAAAUAAGUUCAGUGCUGUCACAUAGUUAACAGCUUAUUUCCCGACAAUGAACAUAAUGUGUUACAUGAAGUGUUAUCUCUUAUCAAAGUGCAGCUUCAUGGAUAAGUUUGCAGUGACAUUUUCAUUGCUUAACUUCAACAUUCAGCUAAAUGUUUGAAGCAAUAUGAAGAGCAUGAGUUGAAAAUUUUAACCCCCAUAAGAAUUGUAUAUUGGUAGUUGCUCAGUAGAUUUCAUUGAGUAAGUAACAAUUUUGCUCAUAUUUUGUUUGCCAGCUUUUUAUUUAAUGUUUUCAACUUUUGCUCAAAUUGUGAAUUUUGCAGCAAAUACCAUAGAGCAUUGUAAGGUGAAGAAAAGUGUGUAGAUAGUUUCCAAUUUAAAAUUAUUGUGUGUUUUCACACAUCACCAGCUACUAUUUGUUUGUAAGUUGUUAGUGUGAGACAUCAACUUCAUAUUUUAUAUUAUUCAUUAUUGUAUAUAAUUUUAUAUAUAUAUAGAAACCGACCACGACCGGACUCUACUAACGAGAUUUUCUUUCCUAAAACAAAAACAUAUCCACGAUCGACGCCAUUACUGUAUUUGGAAGAGUGGCGCCGACAAUCUAGUUGUCAUCUUGACAACUAGAUGGCAGGUCAUUCGCCAUUGUAAUAGUGUACGAAUUAACGGCGGGAAUUCCGGACGAUGGCAAAUUUGUUGCUAUUAAUAUCGUGAAAGGGAUCUACCACUUCGUCAGCAAACAAGUUAAGGUAAAAAAAUGUUUUAAUUUCAAUAACGCAAUUCUCCCUUUCACGUCGGAACGGACUUUUACAGCAUUUGACAUAAUUAAAUUAUUUAUUGACUCGCCUUCGCCCCUUUAGUAUUUUCAUUUCAGAAGAGUUAUGAAACUGGCGAAUUUUAUUACGCCACAACUCUUAAAUUUUAAGUUUAUUAAGAAUAUGUACAUCUCUUCCAUCGUGAACUACAGGCCGUUUUCCCCUGUUACUGGUUGUAGCUAUCACACAUAUUACCAAAUAUGGUGCUACUAGUGCCUUAUUCGCCAUGUGUUUUGGUAUGCAUGUUUGAGACUAUACUUAAAUAUCUUGUAAUGUACAUGCCAAGAGAGUCUGUUAUAAAAUACUCAGCAGGA
Gryllus bimaculatus (two-spotted cricket) is the source of this 2542-nucleotide messenger RNA. The record is from the annotation of a GenBank genome assembly. NCBI's taxonomy places the organism in Eukaryota, Metazoa, Arthropoda, Insecta, Orthoptera, Gryllidae.